UUCUCUUUUUUCUUUAGCUUUUUCUUUUUUUUUUAAAAAAUCGACUAAAUAUAUAAACAUACUUGAUAUAAUCUUCAACAUCAUCGUCGUCAUCAUCAACAUCAACAUCACCAUCAUCAAUAAUAAACAAUCAACAACAUCAACAGCAUUGUAAUUAAGUUCAUUUUUAAAAGGCAUUUUAUUUUUCCUCAAAUAAUAAUAAUUAUUUUUAAGAUAAAGUGAAUAUAUCAGUUGUUGGAAGAAAAAACAACAAUUUCAAUUAUAUGAUUAUAAGCAAGAUGCAUACAAUUGGAUCAAAUGCUAAUAUACCGACUUUCAUAUUGAAAUUAUGGAAAUUGGUUUGCGAUGAAUCAAGCAAUGAUCUCAUCUGUUGGAAUAGGAAUGGACGUAGUUUUAUUAUCAAAGAUCAGGGGCGUUUUGCCAAAGAAAUUUUGCCAUUAUAUUUCAAGCACAGCAAUAUGGCCUCAUUUAUUCGUCAAUUAAAUAUGUAUGGAUUCCGUAAAGUGUCAAAUAUUGAACAUGGUGGAUUAAAAUCGGAUGGAGAUGAAGUAGAAUUUUUUCAUCACCAUUUCUGUCUUGGACAAGCAGAUCAAUUGGAAUUGAUCAAACGCAAGAUGUCUACAAACAACAAUAGCAAAUGCUUGACUAGUAUUACUAAAGUUGAUGACAUUCAGGAUAUAUUGGCUGAUGUAGAAUCCAUGAAAGGACGGCAAGACUCUGUUGACACCUUGUUGAAUAAUUUGAAACAAGAAAAUGAAGCUCUUUGGCGUGAGAUUGCCAUUUUACGACAAAAGCAUCUUAAACAGCAGCAGAUUGUCGAAAAAUUACUUCAAUUCCUAGUUUCGAUUGUUCGAAAUAGAGUCGUUGGUGGUUUGAAACGCAAAGCUCCUCUUUUGAUCGAUUCCAACGUGUCGAACAGUCGUAAAAUAAUAAAAAAUAAAGAUAGUAACACUAUCUGUAUUCCUUCACCACCUUCAAACAGUGGUCCGAUCAUUCAUGACAUAACAGAUCUAAAGGAUUCUCCCAAUGCAAGGAAUGAUUCUCUUAAUAAUGGUUCACCAUCCUUCAUAAAUGGAUUACAAUUGGAUUUGGAUGAUUCGAAUAACCAUAAAUUGUUGCAAACGUCAAAUUCCGACCAAACAACAUCGUUGAUUUCUUCAAAUAAUGUUGGAGAAGGAAAAAAUUUAUCCAACUCCAAAGAUACAAUGAUUGAUUUGCCCCAAAUUUUUGAAAUCGAUUUAGCUAAUCAGGCGAACAACUCCCCAUUAGUGAACAAUCUUAUUAAUCAACAACAUCAACCAAAUUACACUAUUGACAAUGCUGAUUCAAUCAUCACUGAAGCAGAAUUGUUGAAUACUAUUAAUCACGUCUCACAAUCAGUACCUCAACCGACCACUUCUAACCAUCAAAACAACUUCAGUACAGAUUUAAUUCUGCCUUCUAAGCAGAAAGCAACCAAUUCGGCUAAUUUGUCUAAGAUUACUUCUGAUUUUGGUGUUUCUUCAUGUAGGAAUUUCAAUGAUCAUGUUGAAGGAAUCGAUACUGAACUUAAUUGGCUCCAAGAUCAACUUUACGGUGGUUCUUUGAAUAUCGAUCCAUCUACUUUGCUAUUUUCGUUCGAUAAUCAAUUUGGUGGUCUGGAUCCAGGUUCCGCGAAUGAACCAAAUACCAUUCCGAAGGCUAUCAUGGAUGGUGGACACCACUCUGCUGGAGCUGUUAACACCAAUUCCAGUAAUCAUAAUAAAGUGAUCAAGAUCGAGGAUGAAAAUUCCAGUUCAAGCCUGUUUGAUAACCUUGAUUUGUCUAACAUCGGAAACGAUACAAAAGGUUUGUCCCAACCAAUGAUAUUGCGUUCAUCAUUGUGGGAUUCUAAUGGUCAAAUUGCUGCAGAUAUUCUUUCAGAAUUUACCUCGGACAUCGAUUCUUCACAAUUCAAUUGAAUUUAAUUGUGUGUUAUAUGCUAUCAAUCCGAAAUAAUAUAAUCGUUCUCUUUCUCAUCAUUUCCAAAUUUUUACGGUCUACCUUUGAAUAUUUCGUUUUUGUUUCAAUCUUUCCCUUCACUAUUUCGCGUUCUUAUUCAUUUUUUGACACCAUUAUAUUAAUCGUUAGUUUUUUGUUUUUUUAAUUAUUU
Molecule: messenger RNA, 2131 nt
Organism: Dermatophagoides pteronyssinus (European house dust mite)
Lineage: Eukaryota; Metazoa; Arthropoda; Arachnida; Sarcoptiformes; Pyroglyphidae
Product: heat shock factor protein-like
Biological process (GO): regulation of DNA-templated transcription
Molecular function (GO): sequence-specific DNA binding; DNA-binding transcription factor activity
Source: RefSeq, a predicted model, not a curated record